Manis pentadactyla (Chinese pangolin) is the source of this 3489-nucleotide messenger RNA. RefSeq names its product lariat debranching enzyme-like. Lineage: Eukaryota; Metazoa; Chordata; Mammalia; Pholidota; Manidae. Gene Ontology annotation, molecular function: RNA lariat debranching enzyme activity. Gene Ontology annotation, cellular component: nucleus. Gene Ontology annotation, biological process: mRNA splicing, via spliceosome. The record is from RefSeq and is a predicted model, not a curated record.
ACUGGUUAAGCGGAGGCACUAACACAGGAAAGCUCAGGCUCCAGGGAAACAACACUGGGAGGGAAAUGGGGGAUGUAGUUUAGUGCAGGUGUCAGCAAACAUUUUCUAUAAAAGACCAAAUAAUGGAUAUUUUAGGCUUUGCAGGCAACAUGCUUUCCAUCAUGAUCACUCAGCUCCAUCAUUGUAACAUAAAUGCAGCCAUUAACAAUAUGUCAAUGAAUAGAUAUACCUGUGUUCUGGCUGUGGGCCAGAACAACAGGCUAAGAAAACUAUAGGCCCUGAGAAGCCAUCAGAGGUCUGUGAGCAGGAGGAUGGCAUUGUAACAUUACCAAAGCUGUGUAUUUGGAAAGGAAUCUGGCCCUUAGCGUAGUACUAGAAUUGGAGGAAGUGGAGUUCAGUGUGGAAAACACAGCUGGGAGGCUGUUACAGUGUUUUGGGUUAAGAGGACAGAAUUAGGGUACUGAGUGAGAGUAGAAAUGAGAAGGAUAGAUUUAUAGGGCAUGGCAACUGAGUGGCUGCUGAGAGAAAUGGAGAGAGCUAAAAUUGUUUGUAUUUUGGGUGUCUUUUAAGAAAUCUUUUGAUUUCUGAUUCAGGCAAUUCUUUUUGCCUUGAGAGGUUUCGUCCUAGGGAAUUAGCCAAUCUCACUUGCUCAAGUUGUGUAGCUUGGUUUAAUUUUAUCAAACUGAACUCCUAUUUCUGGGAAUUUAAAACAAAUUACUCUGGUUUUGAUUUUUAUCAUCUGUCAGACUGCUAAGAUUCGGAAAAGCCUGAAUCCAUUUGAAAGUUCUCCGGCAUCCUACUGUUCGUUUGGUUCUUCCCGAUCCUUCUCUCGCGAUAUUUGGAAACCGGAAGCGAUUUAUAUUGCCGCAGACUCAACCAGCCUAUGGCUGCGUUACUGUUGGCGGGAGCAGGGCGAAGUGUCAGGUCCUCGCUGCUCGGCCCGGGCCGGCGCUGGUCCAGCGAGCUGCGGGCAGCUCCCCGCCGCGGGCGGCAGGAUGCGGGUGGCUGUGGCCGGCUGCUGCCACGGCGAGCUAGACAGGAUCUAUGAGACGCUGGCGCUGGCCGAGCGGCGCGGCCCGGGGCCGAUAGACCUUUUGCUGUGCUGCGGCGACUUCCAGGCGGUGCGCAACGAGGCCGACCUGCGCUGCAUGGCCGUGCCGCCCAAGUACCGCCACAUGCAGACCUUCUACAGGUAUUAUUCAGGAGAGAAGAAGGCCCCAGUUCUCACAGUUUUCAUUGGGGGAAACCAUGAAGCAUCAAAUCAUUUGCAAGAGUUACCCUAUGGUGGCUGGGUGGCACCAAACAUUUAUUAUUUAGGUUUGGCAGGUGUAGUAAAAUACCAAGGUAUAAGGAUUGCUGGUAUCUUUGGUAUCUUUAAAUCUCAUGACUAUCAAAAAGGUUUUGUUCUGAGAAUGGUUUUUAAACAGUUGGCCAAGGAUAAAGGACAGACAGCCAAAGCAACCAAAUUCUUAGCCUUGGACAAAUGCUUACCACACAGAGACUCUCUUCAGGUAAUAGAAAUAGAACAUGACCCCAGUGCUCCUGAUUACUUGGAGUAUGAUAUUAAGUGGCUUACUAUUCUCAGGGCUACUAACAGUCUUGUUAAUGUGACAGGGCGCCUAUGGAAUAUGCCUGAAAAUAAUGGCCUGCAUGCAAGAUGGGAUUAUAGUACAGCUGAAGAGGCAAUGAACGAAGUAUUGGAAAAAUUAAAUCAUGACCUCAGAGUUCCAUGUAACUUUAGUAUAACAGCGGCUUGUUAUGAUCCUGGAAGGCCACAAAUACAAAUGCAGUUGGUUCAUAGGAUCAGUCCUCAGAAAACUGAAUUUUGUGCCCAGCUUGGCAUCACUGACCUUAAUGUCAGGCUUCAGAAGGCCAAGGAAGAACAGCACUUGUGUGGCGACUCUGAGGAGCAAGACGUGGAGAGUAAUGACUCUGUGGAAGACCCUAGUGAAUAUAACACAGACACAUCUGCCCUGUCCUCCGUUAAUCCAGAUGAAAUAAUGUUAGAUGAAGAAGAGGAAGGGGAAGAUAGCACUGUAAGUGCAUAUAGUGACGUGAAUACGCCAUCGGCAGAAUCUUCUUCUGAUCAAGCUUCUGACUUUUCUGCAAGUUUCUGUGAUGUCAGGAUCUUGCCCGGUUCCAUGAUUGUAUCUUCUGAUGAUACACCGGGUUCCCCAGUUGGCAAAGAGGGGAGACCUGGUGAGGCUGGGGAGUCGAGGGAUGGAAAGGACUUACCUCAGGUGCUGUUGAAGAGGUUGAGUGAUGAACAUGAACCAGAGCAAAGAAAGAGAAUUAAGAGGAGGAAUCAAGCCAUCUAUGCCACAGUGAUGGUGUGAUGCAGCAUAAGGCUGUUUACUCGUCUAAGUGUUUAAUGUAGAUACAUGAUUUUUGAGACCAUAUUUUUAGAGUUGGAUUUUUGACUCAAGAUUUAACUUUGUAAUAAUGAAGUUAUAUAAGAGAAUUUUAGCAAGAUAUCAACAUUGUCUUUAGGCCUUUGUCUUUGUAUGUUUCAGAUAAGUAUUAAAAUUUCAUAUGUUAGAGAUUGAAUGCCCUUAUUUUGGAAGACAUACAUUAUCCACUUUCAUUAUUUUCAGCACUUACUGAACACCUAAUUUGUACCAGGUUCUCUUUUAUAAGAUGGCACUAUAAAGAUGAGUAAGACAGGGAUUUUUGCCUUCAAGGAGUCACUACCAUUAUAAAUACUUUGGUGUGUAAAAUAUGGCCUAUUUAUAUUUUGUUUUAUAAAGGUAGGUCAUUAUUGUAUAUAUAAUUAUGUAUGCUUCCUUUUCAUUUGUUAUAAAUAUUUUCCUUAGCUCUUAAUGUCUAUCAAUUGAAAUUGAAGGUGGUAGAUAAAACUUCAGGAAAUAAAUUACUUUGAAUACUAAACAUUGGUAAACAUAAAAUCUUACACUUCAUUGCUGAAAUUAAUAUAACCCUGUUGACAUUUUAGCUUUAGCUUUAAUUUUAAUGUAACUGUACAGGUCAUUUCUGUCACAGUUCAGUUUAGAAUUAAUUACUCUCAGGGUCAAGGUGCUCUCAUGCUGCCCUCAUGCUGCAUAAUGGAUUGCUAGUAUUAAAGUACUUUUAAAGAUCCAUGUGGAAAAACUGCACCUCUGUCUCUCUUUAAAAUGCCUUGAACACCUGAGGAGAUGGUCACCCCACGCUUUGGAUCCGGAGUCAUGGAAUGCAGAGACUCUUCCAGGAUCUCAUCAUCCCACAGCAGCCAAAUCCAGGAGCCAAGCGAGGAGAACGAUGCAGCAGUUGGCUUCCAUCUUGUCAGCAUUUGACUUGGAAAAGUCUAGGACUUCACUGCCUUCUGCUUGUUGUUUACUUUCUUUUUGCAUUGAGUAUUGACUUCACUUAUUUUAAUUCUCUUUAUUUACAUAAAAAAUUUAAAAGCUACAGAUUUCCCUCUAUCACUGAUUUAAUUGAAUCCCAUAAAUUCUGACAGUGUUUUCCCAAAAAUUCUUAAUAAAAUAAAAGGAGAAA